GCACAUGUGUGAGUGAUAUCUAUUCCCUUAUAUACGGGCGUACAAUCCGAACGUGUAAUAAACGAGGCGUUAGGCAUGUGCAGACUUCAAACCGUGAAAUCGUGGCAGUCAUAGAGCCACCACCACUCGACAAGACAACACCUCAAAUAUCUUGGAAAACCAGCUGGAUUGAGCACUCUAAAAUACAACCACCACACAACUGCGAGUGGACACGCAAGCGCUGGGGGUUCAACACUUUCACACGCACACACACACACCGAGUGAUACACACACGCCACGAUGUCUUCUUUACCUUCUCAGACUCAGCUGGACGAAACAGCUGUAGAGAAUUUUCGAGAGUAUCUGCGUAUACCCUCGGUCCAGCCAGAUGUUAAUUACGAUGAUUGCGUGGCGUUCCUACGCCGACAGGCAGAGUCCCUGGGCCUGCCCCUCAGAGUGUAUGAGCAUUACAAGAAGAAACCAAUCGUCGUGAUCACUUGGGCAGGAACUGAUCCUGCAGCGGCGGCUAUUCUUCUGAACAGCCAUAUGGAUGUUGUUCCAGUUUAUGCUGACAAAUGGUCCCACCCCCCAUUCGACGCCUACAUGGACGAGAAGGGAGACAUAUAUGCUCGUGGUGCCCAAGACAUGAAGUGCGUGGGGAUUCAAUACCUCGAGGCAGUGAGACGACUGAAGCAGAACGGUCAGAGGUUCAAGAGAACAAUCCACAUGUCAUUCGUGCCUGACGAGGAGAUCGGCGGUGUCCUGGGGAUGAAGAAGUUCGUCCACACAGAUGACUUCAAAGCCCUGAACGUUGGAUUCGCCCUGGACGAGGGCUGUGCAUCGCCCACCGAGACAUUCUACAUGUUCAAUGGUGAAAGAUCGAUUUGGCACGUGUGGGUUCAUUGUCGUGGCCAACCCGGACAUGGCUCUUUGUUAUUACCAAACACUGCUGGUCAGAAGAUACGUGUUAUCAUCGAUCGAUUUAUGGACUUGAGAGCUCAAGAGGCUGCCAAACUCAAGGUGGAGACCCUACCUGGCGACGUAUUGUCCAUCAAUCUCAAUCAGCUGAAGGGUGGUGUCCAGACAAAUGUCAUUCCGGAGGAACUAAUCGCCGUCUUCGACAUGAGAAUUCCUCCGACUAUUGACCACGAAGAGAUGGAGCAGAAGAUUCUGGGAUGGUGCAAGGAGGCUGGCGAGGGCGUAACAAUCACAUUCGAGCAGAAAAACCCAAGAAUCGAGAGCACCAAGCUGGACGAUUCCAAUCCUUAUUGGCUUGCCUUCAAAAGUUCCUGUGAUAAGUUGGGACUGAAUCUGAUGAAUGGAACAUUCCCUGGUGGCACUGACAGUCGCUACGUUCGUCAGGUUGGUAUUCCAGCAAUCUGUUUCUCACCAAUGAACAACACACGAAUUAAGCUCCACGAUCAUGAUGAAUACCUAAACAAAAACAUCUUUUUGCGUGGAAUCGAGAUAUACAUGGAUAUCAUUCCAGCCGUUGCAAACGUCUAAGAUUUCUCAAACGUCAGUACAAAUAUCCAAAGAACUGAAAAAUAAUCACGAAGGAGAAGAAGUUGAAAACAAGAAUCCCAUUUACCUGAAACUGAUUGAUCUAUAAAAGAAUAUAUGAUUGAGUAUAAUUGUGAGCAUGAUCUCUAGUACCGAGGAGUGAUGGAAUUAAAAGUGCAAUAAUUAGUGCCUUAUAAACAAAUACAAACAAACCAAGUGAAUCAGGAGAGGAGAAUCCCUCCAAAAAUUGCAAUAUUUUAAUAUAUUAUAUAUAGAAGGAUUAGUUAUCACGAAUGUUAUGAUGAAUCAGAGUCUAUACUGUUAAAUAAUCAAUUAAGAAAAAGGAAGAAAUAUAUUUAAAAAAACAGAAUUUUUCAACAACCGGUGUUAAAAGCGAAAUGUUAAUAACCAAAAGAAAAUAAACCAAAUAACCAAAAAAAAUGAAAAAUUCUGAAAAAGUCCACGAAGUCCAGGAGGGGCAUUUAUCUGAAAUCGUUGAUCCAUAAAAGAUUAUGAAAAAAAUUGUCAACAUGAUCUCCAACUUCGAGGAGUGGCAUUAAAACUGGAAUAAUUAGUACCUCAUAAACAAAAAUAAAUGAAUCACAUGGAUCCAGAGAGAUAAAUCUCUCCAAAAAUCGCAAUGUUUUAAUAUAUUUAAUAUAAAAUCGUUAUUUAAGAAAAAUGUUGUGAUGAACCAGUGUCUAUACUGUUGAAUAAUAAUUAAAGAAAAAUCUAACGAAAGAAAAUUAAUCAAAAAUCAGUGUUUAAAACAGACUCAAUUAAUUCCAAGGGAAACAAAAAAAUGUUGUUGACCCAUGAAACAAUAUGGGAAAAAAUUGUCAGCAUGAUCUCCAGCAUCGAGGAAUGAUGAGAUUAAAAGUGCAAUAAUCAGUGCCUCAUGAAUAAACACAAACGAAGCAGAUGAAUCAAGAGAAGGAGAACCCUCUAAAUAUGUUUUAUAUAAAUUCGUUAUUUAUGAAACAUUUUAUAAUGAACCAGAGUCUCUACUGUUGAAUAAUUAUU
Messenger RNA from Diachasma alloeum, 2505 nucleotides. RefSeq names its product aminoacylase-1. The record is from RefSeq and is a predicted model, not a curated record. Gene Ontology annotation, molecular function: aminoacylase activity. Bases 280 to 1485 code for a protein of 401 amino acids. The transcript has 5 exons. NCBI's taxonomy places the organism in Eukaryota, Metazoa, Arthropoda, Insecta, Hymenoptera, Braconidae. Gene Ontology annotation, cellular component: cytoplasm. Gene Ontology annotation, biological process: amino acid metabolic process.